Messenger RNA from Mauremys reevesii (Reeves's turtle), 2749 nucleotides. RefSeq names its product ceramide synthase 4-like. The transcript is spliced from 11 exons. Gene Ontology annotation, molecular function: DNA binding; sphingosine N-acyltransferase activity. Lineage: Eukaryota; Metazoa; Chordata; Testudines; Geoemydidae. Gene Ontology annotation, biological process: ceramide biosynthetic process. The coding region runs from base 33 to 1316 and encodes 427 amino acids. Gene Ontology annotation, cellular component: membrane. The record is from RefSeq and is a predicted model, not a curated record.
UGCAGUCUGCCCCAGGGCGCGGGGGCUAGACAAUGACUAGCAGUAACUAUAUACUGAGGAUGGUACUAGCUCUAGAUAAAUGGUUUUGGUGGCACGAAUACUGGUUCCCACCAGGAAUCACCUGGGAGGACAUUAAAGAAUCUGGGAGUAUCUCCUAUCCCAAACCUCGAGAUCUCCUGUACGUCGUUCCCUAUGCCUUGCUCUUAGUUGGUGUCCAAUACCUCUUUCAAAGAUUCAUAGCCCUGCCCCUGGGCAGACAGCUGGGGGUGAGGGACAAGGUGAGAUUGAACGCUCCACCCAAUACUGUGCUGGAAACCUUCUAUGCUACUCACAGCAAGAAGCCAAAGGAGGGGCAGCUGAUCUGCUUAUCCAAGCAGUGUGACUUGCCCACCAUAAAGGUGGAGAGGUGGUUCCGAUACCGGCGGAACCAGGACAAACCCAGCCUGACUACAAAAUUCUGUUCAGUGAGUUGGAGUUCUUUGUGUUACCUCAUUUCCUUCUGCACUGGACUUGUGGUCUUGUACGAUAAGCCCUGGCUUUGGGACCCAAGAGAAUGCUGGGUGGGGUAUCCACAGCAGCCACUACAGCGCUCUGUGUACUGGUACUACAUGAUGGAACUCUCCUUUGCCUUGUCACUGACUUUCACCAUGGCCUUUGAUGUGAAAAGAAAGGACUUUAAGGAACAAAUUGUGCACCACGCAACUACCAUCAUCCUGAUCAGUUACUCGUACUGUGCCAAUUACCUCCGGAUUGGGUCUUUGGUGAUGUUGCUCCAUGUUUCUUCCACUUUUCUCCUAGAGCUAACCAAGCUGCUUCAUUACUUGAACUGGAGAUCCGCAAGCGACCUUCUCUUCUUAACUUUCUCAUUCGUUUUCCUUGUUACUCGGCUCAUCAUUUUCCCAUGCAGGGUGCUGUAUACUUCAUUGUAUAGUUCCAUGGAGCAAUACCAGCCCUUCUUCGGCUACUAUUUCAUGAAUGCUCUCCUGAUGGUUCUGCAGUUGCUGCACGUCUUCUGGGCCAGCCUAAUCAUUCACAUGCUCUACAAAUUCAUCAAUGGCACGCUAAAAGAUGAUGCAAGAAGUGACACAGAAGAAAGUGAUGAGAGUGAAGAAGAGCAGGAACAGAAGAAAAAAGAGACCACGCGUUUCAGCAACGUCACAAACAAUUGCAGCCAAAGUAACGGCUACUGCUCUGAAACCAGCCAAAGUAAUGUGGCCCAACAACUAACUGGCAGAGCCCAUCUCACUAAUGGGUGUGCUGAUGCUCCAGAAGUGCUGACUGCCCCUGUCCACAACAAAGCAGCCCAGUGGCCUUAGGAACUGUCAUGCUCACUGUGUAGACCUAUGGGGAUUAGGGUGACCAGCUGUCCUGAUUUUAUAGGGACAGUCCCGAUUUUUUUUUUCUUAUAUAGGCUCCUAUUACCCCCCACCCCCCUGACCUGAUUUUUCACACUUGCUGUCUGGUCACCCUAGUGGAGAUACAGCCAUUUGGCUAGUUAGUUUUAAGACUAGCAACUAAAAGUUGCAAAUCUUUUAACCCAUAAGACAAUGAUGUAUUCUUAUUGCAGAUAAGUAUUUUCCACAAAACUGAUACUGAGCAUAACUAAUGCCAGAGCCAUGCUGAAGAAAGGCGCAUGUCUCAGGCAGAUACUUCCCUUCUGAAGUAGGUACAUUACUUAACCAAUACAGCCUUCUUCCUCGCCUGUGGGAGUGUGGGUUUUGGGAAGUUAGUGAAGUAAGUGUUCUUAAGCAAUUCCCAAUUAUCAUUCAUGCUUUUCUGUUUAAAUUCUUCCUCCCAGCUGAUUCAGCUCACAAUUGUUUUCAGCUUUUUUAAACUGGCCCUUUUAAAGAGCCAAGUAUAUCUUGGGUCUGGACUUCAUUAUCAAUGUGAUCAAGAUGUGAUCACUUGUAUCUAAGGUACCAGUAAGUUUUAGUUCUGUGAGUAAUUCCUUUUUGUCUGUCAGGAUGAGGUCGAAUAUAGAAUUGCCCUGGGUUGGAUGCAACACUUGUUGAGUUAGGAAAUUGUCAUCUAUAAAAAAAAUUAGAAAUUCCAAGAAUGUUUUAGUCCUGGUAGCAUAAGACCUCCAUCAUAUAUCAUCAAAUUAAAGUUAUUACAUUAUAAGGUGUGUAAGGAGAGGUCAUCCUGUUCCCUAGUGUGAUUUGAUGGUCUGUAGCAGAUACCAGCUUAUACCCUAUCUUGAGGUUUAUCUGUUAGGCCAUUGGUUCGUAAGCAAGCUAGAUCAUUUUCUUCUGAGCUGUCAGUGACUCAGAAACAGGUAAUGCCAUUUUUGCCAGAAUAUCUCUCCCUCACUUCCCUUGCCCACUUUAUCCUUCCUACCUAGGGUACAACCAUGAUUUUAACAUUGCCAGUCAUUUGAACCAUCCCACCAGGUGUCAGUGACACCAACCAGAUCAAAUUUAUGCACAGAAAUGAGUAAUUCCAGUUCCUCUUGUUUGUUACCCAGGCUCCUACAAUGGGUACAUAGGGACUUAAAUAAUUUCUUCUCUUUGUGUUCGUUGGUUCCUUGAUUAAUUUUGUUCUAAACAUGUCAGUUUGGUGCUACAUAGUGCGAAUAUCUUCCCUCUUUUCACCCUCCCCUUUUGUUGGUAGUCAUGCUACACCCUCCUGACCACUCUAGCUGGCCUGUCCCCAAGAAGAUUGGGUCAGAAGGUGGCCCAAUGUUCCACAAAACCAAAACCCUCCACACUCUACCACUUACCUACCCAGCAGCUCACUUCUGGAAUUUUCC